AUGAUUGCUCUAGGACUUGAAGGGUCCGCAAACAAGCUAGGUGUUGGCCUAAUUCGGCAUACUCCUGGAAAGCCUGCGGAGAUACUCUCAAAUAUACGCCAUACAUUUGUUUCACCUCCCGGCGAAGGUUUCCUUCCAAAAGACACAGCGAAGCAUCACCGAUCAUGGGUCGUCACUCUCGUUAAGCGGUCGCUGAAGGAGAGCGGAGUAAAGGUUAAAGACAUAGACUGCAUCUGCUAUACCAAAGGCCCCGGAAUGGGUGCACCAUUACAGUCCGUUGCGAUUGCUGCCAGAACUUUAAGUCUACUGUGGGGGAAGCCAUUGGUCGGUGUGAAUCACUGCGUUGGUCACAUAGAAAUGGGCAGAGAAAUAACCGGGGCCAAUAAUCCCGUCGUACUAUACGUCUCCGGAGGGAACACCCAAGUGAUAGCCUACGCUGAGCAGAGAUACCGAAUAUUCGGUGAAGCCCUAGACAUAGCCGUCGGGAACUGCCUCGACCGCUUCGCCCGAACCCUCAACAUCUCCAACGACCCAGCGCCGGGUUAUAACAUCGAGCAAAUGGCCAAAAAAGGCGAGAACCUCGUCGAGCUCCCAUAUGCGGUCAAGGGUAUGGACUGUUCUUUCUCCGGAAUACUAGCAGUCGUCGAUAUGAUGGCUGCGCAGCUCCUCUCCGGAAACCCGAAGCCCCUACUCACGCCUGAGGGUGAGCUUGUCACCCGCGAGGAUCUUUGUUUCUCCUUGCAAGAGACGGUAUUUGCUAUGCUCGUUGAGAUAACCGAGAGGGCUAUGGCGCAUGUCGGUAGUGACCAGGUUCUCAUUGUUGGUGGGGUUGGGUGUAAUGAGCGCUUGCAGGAGAUGAUGGGGUUGAUGGCUAGGGAUAGAGGUGGGAGUGUUUAUGCUACGGAUGAGAGGUUUUGUAUUGACAAUGGGAUUAUGAUUGCUCAUGCUGGCCUGCUGGCGUAUGGGACUGGGUUUGUUACGCCGCUGGAGGAGUCGACAUGCACCCAGAGAUUUAGAACGGAUGAAGUGCUCGUGAAGUGGAGGGAUUAA
Tuber melanosporum (Perigord truffle) is the source of this 1050-nucleotide messenger RNA. RefSeq lists its product as uncharacterized. The record is from RefSeq and is a predicted model, not a curated record. The transcript is spliced from 4 exons. Gene Ontology annotation, cellular component: EKC/KEOPS complex; cytoplasm. The coding region runs from base 1 to 1050 and encodes 349 amino acids. NCBI's taxonomy places the organism in Eukaryota, Fungi, Ascomycota, Pezizomycetes, Pezizales, Tuberaceae. Gene Ontology annotation, biological process: tRNA threonylcarbamoyladenosine modification.